UAUAAGUGUCCAGAAAACAGCGUAAGUUACUCAGAAUCGGAAGAAAAACUUCUCAGCUCCGCAUGUUUCAUUCGCGCGCCGCCAUCUUGUCAGGUCAGAGGUUACUGGGACACCUGAGGUCAUCAGCCGGCAUGGCGGCCAACUCAAGACGGAUCGUCUUCGUCACAGGGAAUGCCAAGAAACUGGAGGAGGUGAAACAGAUCCUGGGAACAGGUUUUCCUUAUGAGGUGGUCGCCAAGAAAGUUGACUUACCAGAGUACCAGGGAGAACCAGAUGACAUCUCCAGGGCCAAGGCCAGGGAGGCAGCAAAACAGAUCCAAGGCCCCUGUGUUGUAGAGGACACCUGUUUAUGUUUUAAUGCACUAGGAGGACUGCCUGGUCCAUACAUAAAAUGGUUUUUGGAAAAGAUUGGCCCAGAGGGCCUGUACCGUAUGCUGACAGGGUGGGAGGAUAAGUCUGCCUAUGCCAUGUGCACGAUGGCCUUUUCACCCGGCAACCCUCAGGAUGAAGUGCUGUUGUUUAAGGGCAUCGCACCAGGUAAAAUUGUAGACCCGCGUGGCUCCAGAGACUUUGGCUGGGAUCCCUGCUUCCAGCCUGAGGGUUUCGAGAAAACUUAUGGAGAGAUGACGAAAGAAGAGAAGCACGAGAUCUCCCACCGCGGGAGGGCAGUCAGGGCCAUGCAGGAGUACUUCCUCAAACAGGCAGAGCAGAACAGCUGAUGACACUGGUCCCCUGUAGUGCCUGCUGAUUGGUAAACUUAAUCUCCAAGCAGAUCCUUCGGUAG
Branchiostoma belcheri (Belcher's lancelet) is the source of this 784-nucleotide messenger RNA. Its product is annotated as inosine triphosphate pyrophosphatase-like. Gene Ontology annotation, biological process: nucleoside triphosphate catabolic process. The record is from RefSeq and is a predicted model, not a curated record. The transcript is spliced from 8 exons. NCBI's taxonomy places the organism in Eukaryota, Metazoa, Chordata, Leptocardii, Amphioxiformes, Branchiostomatidae. Gene Ontology annotation, molecular function: nucleoside triphosphate diphosphatase activity. Gene Ontology annotation, cellular component: cytoplasm. The coding region runs from base 63 to 719 and encodes 218 amino acids.